This is a messenger RNA of Xenopus laevis (African clawed frog), 1481 nucleotides long. RefSeq lists its product as uncharacterized. The coding region runs from base 93 to 1331 and encodes 412 amino acids. The record is from RefSeq and is a predicted model, not a curated record. Lineage: Eukaryota; Metazoa; Chordata; Amphibia; Anura; Pipidae. The transcript is spliced from 12 exons.
AAACAUUUAACAAGCUAACUUCCACUUGAACUAUCCAUAGCAGGUAUAAAGCAGUGCCGGCUAUAUCGCCAUGACAACCAAACAAUGGCAUUAUGACAUCACAGUGUCGCCUGUUGAUUGUGUGCAACUUGAUUUCAGCUGAACAUUUUGCUGGAAGCUUCGACGGAAGAACAAGCAAAAUAUCUUUCUACUACUUAACAAUGAAUAUUUUAAUUUUACUAAUAUUAUUUUUCAAUCAAAUAACACCUACUGUAACCCUUUUAUCGUGUCUAAAAUGUAGCAAGGAUUCUGAGCAGGCUACAGAGAAUUUUUUUAAAUAUUUGGAAACAGAGAACUGGUACUCCAGGAGAGAAUAUGAGACACUGAUAACAUUUUUUACUAAUGAGCAAAAGGAUAUGGCGAAACAUGAUACAAGGAAACUAGAUUAUUUCGGAAUGUCUGACUUGGCUGAGACGUACGGAAAUAUACUGAAAUCCAUGGAGGCCUCAAGAUUAAACGGCAAAGAUCUUCUCGGCUUCAUGGAAAUAAAGUUGCAAGAACUAAAAGUGAAGGUUGACAACAUCUUUAACAGCUAUGAAAAUGAACGUGUAUGUCCAAAUCUGAAAAAUGGAUCAAACUGUGGUGUUCUGGAGCAAAAAGUUAUCGACUGUAGCACGUGCAAUCACCAGACUUUACUCUGUGUUGGAGGCACAAAUGAAAAUAAGUGUGAUGAAAUGGUAGCCAAAUGUCCCAUGUGUGUGUGCAUCGAUGGAUCAUGCUUUCAUAAGAAAACAAAGAAAAAAUGCAAUGCCUGCCCUGGAUACUUUAACUGCCUGAAUGAAGUUUUAAAAUGUUCGACCCACCAAAUAGAAAUUCAUGAAGGUGAAGACCUAGCUUUUGAAUGCAACUUCAAGUUCCUUGGCAACAUAGAGGAAGAAAUCGAAUACGUUUAUGAUAAGAGACACAAUUUUCAAAUUCAUCCACUGAAAACUGGCAGCAAAUCUAACUAUGCCAAACCGUUUGCUACAAGUCAAGACUCGGGACAUUAUACUUGCACUGCAAGGUCAAAAGAAUCCAAGUUUCCCUUUGCCAGAGAGGACUUUAUUGUAAAAGUGAAAUCUGAAUCCGGAUCAAGAUCUAUGGAUGUGCCUGACCCUGCCUUUGCUCCCAAGGUAGCAAAUGGUGGUAUCAAUGAAGAGGACAAGGAGGAUCCAUUUGAAUUUACAAUAAUGAUUGUUGCUAUGGCUGCCACUGUAAUAGUCAUAAGCAUAUUUGCAAUAAUAUUAAUUGUAUAUAUUAAAGUAAAACGUGCGCCUAAUAACACAGAAGAAAAUGAAUUUGGAAAUGUUUAGGAUCCUUACUGACAGUGAAAACAAGGCAGAAGAUAUUUCUUCAAAAAAAUUAUUUUUAUUUAAAUAUAUAAUUGAAUGUGUGGUCCAGAUUUUAUUCUUAAAUUUCAUGAUAUAUACAUAUUAUAUAUUAAUAAAGACCUUUAUAAUUUU